CGGGACAAACCAAGAGGAUGGUAGUCUAUCUAUGCAUGGCAUUGGUGCCGAGAAAGGACCCUUGCCCGGGGGUCAACGUCAUUCCUCUGGGCGCCGAGCCGCGCCCGGCCCCCGCCAAGUAUGCAGGUGUCAACAUCCAUGCAUUUCCGUGUGUGGGGUGCGGACCAGCAAUCCCUAGCCUCUUCGCUUCGGAUCUCUUUCCAAUCAUUCAUUCUUGGGUGGGAUUUUUUUUUUUUGGAAUUGAGCAUUGUUGCGGUUGGUCCCACGUUGUUCAUGGUGGCUGCUGGUAUAGCCUUUUACUUUCACUCCCCUACUUUUGGUUCAAUACUAUCUUUAAUACUACAUCUUUUCUUUUGUUUGGGUCUGGUUGUUGGUUUUCAUGGGUCUUUCUCCAGUUUUGGACUGCGUGACUCCCCUGCAUGGACUGAUUAUUGGUUAUCUUAAGCGACAAGCGUUUUGCCCAUUGAAAGAUAGCAUUCAUUGGCGAGGUGCACGGAAUUUGGCUAAUAAUUGUUGCCUACUUUUGAUGUUUCUGUUUAGUUUUGGCCAGGCUUGCUGUGUUCUGUUGGCACCUGGACUGCAUUACACUUGGGCUUUAUGCUUGAUAAUCAAUCUACACCAAAUCUCUGGAAAUGAA
Aspergillus japonicus CBS 114.51 is the source of this 637-nucleotide messenger RNA. RefSeq lists its product as uncharacterized. The transcript has a single exon. The record is from RefSeq and is a predicted model, not a curated record. The coding region runs from base 121 to 444 and encodes 107 amino acids. NCBI's taxonomy places the organism in Eukaryota, Fungi, Ascomycota, Eurotiomycetes, Eurotiales, Aspergillaceae.